GUGACUGCGACCAAACAUGGCGGGCUGCAUUUUGUAUCGCUUCCUGUAUAAUUGAACUCUCACAGACAUAAGAGUGACUUUCCAUCAUCGAGAGUGCUUAGUGCUAAGCAUCACUUUGACGUCUUAGUUCUGAGAAUCUGUAUUGGGAAAUAAGUCUCACAUCAAAUUGUGCGAGUGGCCGGCCAAUGCUCUGUGUGGUAGUGCGGGGCCAUGGCGUCGGACGUGAAGGUGUACAGAUUUGAGUGUGUCAACCCCUACCACCCAGAGGACUAUGGCCAUGGCAAGAGCUACAUCCUCAUGGAGCCCGGCGAUACCCUGGAGGUUGACCCUUCCUCCAUGGACAUUGCCAACAGGGAGAACCCAAAGGGCUGGUUGAAAGGACGUAAUGUAAGCAGAAAUUCGGAGGGUCUGUUUCCCGCUGGACCGUAUGUCCACUUUGUCCAGAAGGACUUCAAUGACAGUGGAUAUGAAGGUACUCCCCACA
Messenger RNA from Aplysia californica (California sea hare), 484 nucleotides. RefSeq names its product serine/threonine-protein kinase D1. NCBI's taxonomy places the organism in Eukaryota, Metazoa, Mollusca, Gastropoda, Aplysiida, Aplysiidae. The record is from RefSeq and is a predicted model, not a curated record.